Messenger RNA from Platichthys flesus (European flounder), 849 nucleotides. RefSeq names its product neurofilament heavy polypeptide-like. The annotation marks the transcript as partial. NCBI's taxonomy places the organism in Eukaryota, Metazoa, Chordata, Actinopteri, Pleuronectiformes, Pleuronectidae. The transcript has 3 exons. The record is from RefSeq and is a predicted model, not a curated record.
AUGAGAUCUCCAAGGAAAUCCAAAUCUCCGAUGAGAUCUCGAAAGAGACCCAGAUCUCCAAGCAGAUCCAAAUCUCCAUCGAUAUCCCAAUCUCCAAAGAGGAGAGUCAAGCGUCCAAGGAUGACAGCAAAAUCUCCAAGCAGAUCCAAAUCUCCAUCGAUAUCCCAAUCUCCAAAGAGGAGAGUCAAGCGUCCAAGGAUGACAGCAAAGUCUCCAAUGAGAUCCAGAUCGCCAAGGAGAUCCAAAUCUCCAAUGAUAUCCAGAUCUCCAAGCAGAUCCAAAUCUCCACAGAGGAGAGUCAAAACUGCAAAGAGGAGAGCUAAAUCUCCAAGCAGAUCCAAAUCUCCAUCGAUAUCCCAAUCUCCAAAGCGGAGAGUCAAGCGUCCAAGGAUGACAGCAGAGUCUCCAAUGAGAUCCAGAUCCAUAAGGAGAUCCAAAUCUCCAAUGAUAUCCAGAUCUCCAAGCAGAUCCAAAUCUCCAAAGAGGAGAGUCAAAACUGCAAAGAGGAGAGCUAAGUCUCCGGGGAUAUCCAAAUCUCCAAUGAGAACCAGAUCUCAAAUGAGAUCUCCAAGGAGAUCCAAAUCUCCAAUGAGAUCUCGAAAGAGACCCAGAUCUCCAAGCAGAUCCAAAUCUCCAUCGAUAUCCCAAUCUCCAAAGAGGAGAGUCAAGCGUCCAAGGAUGACAGCAGAGUCUCCAAUGAGAUCCAGAUCGCCAAGGAGAUCCAAAUCUCCAAUGAUAUCCAGAUCUCCAAGCAGAUCCAAAUCUCCACAGAGGAGAGCAAAGUCUCCUAGGAUAUCCAAAUCUCCAAUGAGAACCAGAUCUCAAAUGAGAUCUCCAAGGAGAUUCAAA